AUGACAUCAGCUACGUUGCAUCAAGCACUCCACCAUCCAAAUAUCGUCGCUCUCUAUUCUGUAUUCUCAACAUCUACCGCGCGAUACCACGCCCUUGAACUUUGCCCUGGCGGAAACCUACAUGAUUUUCUUUCUUCACGAGACCCACCGAUUCUGCCAGAAGCAGAUAUUCGUCGUCUCCUCAAAGGCAUGGCGAAUGCCCUCCUUUACCUCGGGAGAGAAAAGAUAGUUCAUCGAAACAUAAACCCAACAAACAUCUUAUUAAUUGGAAAUACCGAACCUGUGAGUCGAAUGCUUGUCCAAUCCGGAUUUGAAUGGAGGGCUUCAUUGGUCAGAAACUAUCCGACUUCAAAUUUGCGACACCUAUCGACUCUCCUGAUGAUGUCCUAUCGGAAAUAUGCGGCCUCGAGGAGUACGCUGCACCAGAUAAGAUCCCAUUCUCGUUAUGGCUUCCCAGUAGAUGUAUGGUCCCUUGGAUGCGUCAUAAAUGUGUCCUUUCUAGGGCUGCAGACGUUGAAAAGCUGUUCUACAGGUAAUAGGGAUGAAGACUUGUCUUCUUGGCCCCAAAAUGCUGCAAUAGAGCUAAAAAGUUUACUGGCUGGCCUCCUUGAAGAAUGCCAAAAAACUCGACUUGAACCGUCACAAAUUCUAUCGCACCCGUUCCUGUUGACCCACCCGCCGAUCGGCAGAUAUUCUGCAAUGAAAGAAUCAAGCUGUCCUAAAACACUGUCUCUCCAGCAAGUGCAGAUACCAGCGCUGCCGCGACGACGUUCCCUUCAGCACUUGCUGACUGAGAAAAGACCUGGUUUUGCUGGUCUUGACCUUGGCAACGUAGCUUUGAAGGCACUCAUAUCUCGGAGAGUCGUUUCAGAUCCUAUCCCAAGCAGCAACGCUCUUUUGAUUCGAGAUCACGCGCAAAAUGAUCAGGCAGGUUUCGAAUUUUCUUCGUUGACUGGGGACGAGCUGAAGGCUGAUCGCUUACAAACAUCUAACCACAAGCAAUCAACAUCUUUCGCCGAGAGACUACAAAUAUUUGCACACAAUCCAGAACAGAAUGCCUUGAAGGAAGCUUCAGAGCCAAAUUGCGAGGUAAAAUAUAUUCCUCCUCUUCACGCGACAAAACCACAGCCUGGUCUCCCUAUCGGGACGAGUCGACCUUUGCCUUUCAACACUUCCUUGCUAAAUCCCAAGACACAUAAAUCUGCCAACGGGCAGAUAACAAUUCUCCCCUCGCGUUCAUUACUGAUCGACUUUCGUGAAAAUGAGCGCAGGCGGGGAAUGAAGGGUGACGAUGUUCUCUUGGUCGAUUCAACCGGAACUAUGAUCAAGAUAUACAAAGCGCCCCAUCUGAGUGUACCGUGCUGUUUGGUGGAACCGACAGCCGAGUACACCAUUCAUACUCUACCCUCAAUGUACUGGAAGCAGUACAACGAUGCAGGUCGACACGUGCAGCAGAUUAAACAACGUACUCCCAAGCUGACGCUGCACACAACCAACUCAAAAUGUAGUAUGAUGGCGAACGGUCCACUUCCAGAUAUUGAACUUCUAUUCGAACCUGGCGUCCCGGCAGAAUUUGAGUUAUCAGACAAGAAUCUUAAUGCGUCCUCCCUGAGAAUACGCCUUUCCCGGGAACAUAGGUCUCUGGAGUUUGCGCAGCACGUUAUUGGCGAUAGAGGACCCGAAUGGACUAAGCAGCUGAUUCCUUGCCUGGAGGUGCAUCCGUUUAUGUCUGAAUCGAUCUGGAUGAACUUGGAAGACGCGAAAAAAAAGGCAAUACAGCAGAUGUCACGUUUUCUCAGGCUGUGCGAAACAUUGGAAACUGCUACUGACGACUGGACUUCGCGGACGGCAACUGUCGAUAAUCUUGCUGAUGACGGUGUUGAAAAACUGAGCGAUGAUUUGAAGGGACUCGAUAGAACGAGGUCAACGUCUAGCAUAUCUUCCUUCCAAAUUCUGCCACGUCCUCCAAAGUUGUCUACUGGGCCACGAAGGGAUACUUGUUCGCCACAAGGCAAGGUUUCGGACGAGGGCGACGGGCAGAAUUUGGUGGGUACAAGGCUGCCUGCCUCCUUGGAUAUCCACAGAAGACUCGACCUUGGACUAACUUCUGGAGGCAAUGCCGCGUUCAAUGACCUCGUACCUCAGGUAGGGAAGAUUACAGGCCCACUGGAAACUCGAUUCCUCUCUUCCGUCGGAUGGUGCACCCAAUAUGGAUCGCCAGGACAAUCACCACAAGGCGAGAAAUACAAAGUUCUGUUUUUCGAUGGGUCGAUGCUUGAUAUUGACCUUGACAAGGGAUGGGUUGAGCUUGUGGACGUACGUGGUAAGGAAAUCCGGUAA
Molecule: messenger RNA, 2340 nt
Organism: Laccaria bicolor S238N-H82
Lineage: Eukaryota; Fungi; Basidiomycota; Agaricomycetes; Agaricales; Hydnangiaceae
Exons: 6
Coding region: 1-2340 (779 amino acids)
Biological process (GO): protein phosphorylation
Molecular function (GO): ATP binding; protein kinase activity
Source: RefSeq, a predicted model, not a curated record